Sphenostylis stenocarpa is the source of this 639-nucleotide messenger RNA. The record is from the annotation of a GenBank genome assembly. Lineage: Eukaryota; Viridiplantae; Streptophyta; Magnoliopsida; Fabales; Fabaceae.
AUGCUCAAUUCAUCACAUUCUAGAAAUGGGACUGCUAUCAGGAACUUGGAAGAACCUCUUACUUCAAUUGGGUUCCAUAGGCAAUCACAAAACAAGGCGAGUUCACAGAAGAACUCUAAAAAUUUGCCCCCAUCUCCAACUCUGUUCAAUGGUGGAUCAUCAUUGAAGUUACUAGGUGAAAAUAAUGAGUCUGAAAAGUAUAAAUUCCAUCCUCUAGUCCUAGUUGAGGAUGUGGACAUCCUUUACGCCGAAGAUCGUGGAUGUAUAGCUGCCAUACAACAGAUUGUUGAGACUUCAAAGGGGCCAAUUAUAUUGACCAGUAAUAGUGAUAAUCUGGGUCUGCCACAUAAGUUUGAUAGGUUCCAUGUUCCAUUCGUGUUGCCAUCGCCAAAGGAGUUGCUUUCCCAUCUGUAUACUGUUUGUCUCACUGAAGGAGUCAACAUUCAUCCUCUUUUAGUGGAGAAGUUUAUACAUUCUUGUGGUGGAGAUAUCCGAAAAUCCAUUAUGCAUCUUCAGUUCUGGUUUCAGAGUAAAACAUUUCAAAAAGCAUGUACAUGUCAAAUCAAAGCCAAUAUUUUGCUGUAUACAUUUAUUGACUAUCGAAUUACAUAUAAGAGGUACGAGUGGCAGCAAGGGUAA